This is a messenger RNA of Pseudophryne corroboree (corroboree frog), 1281 nucleotides long. Its product is annotated as protein kinase C delta type-like. Bases 56 to 1042 code for a protein of 328 amino acids. The record is from RefSeq and is a predicted model, not a curated record. The transcript has a single exon. Gene Ontology annotation, biological process: peptidyl-serine phosphorylation. Gene Ontology annotation, molecular function: ATP binding; protein serine/threonine kinase activity. NCBI's taxonomy places the organism in Eukaryota, Metazoa, Chordata, Amphibia, Anura, Myobatrachidae.
CACCCCAGAAACUACAGCUGCGUCUCACCUUCUAGCCAGUUUGACCUUCCACAGAAUGCUUGGAGAGGGCGGCUUUGGGAAGGUGUUCCUAGCUUCCCAUUCCAUCAGCAAACAGCGUCUGGCAGUGAAAGUAAUAGAAAAGAGUCAAGAAGUGAAGAGCAUUAAGAAAUACUCCAUGUGUGUAGAGAAAGAGGUGCUGAAAAUAACUGGGGAGAGUGCAUUCUUCCCGCACACAUAUGCAGCGUUCCACACACCGGGCCAUAUAUUCUUUGUAAUGGAGUACCUGAGUGGGGGAGACCUCUUCCAAUUAAUACAGCGCAGAGGCCCAUUUGAUGUUCCUACCAUCAGAUUUUUUGCAGCAGAAAUACUCUGUGGGCUGCAGUUCCUGCACACAAGAGGCAUUGUCCACAGGGACAUUAAGACAGACAAUAUACUUCUGGAUGCAGCUGGCCAUGUCAAAAUCGCAGAUUUUGGCCUCUCUGUGAUGAAUGUCCAUGGUGAUAAGAAAAUCUCAGGACAAACUGGGACUCUGUAUUACAUGGCCCCAGAGAUUACCUCUAACAUCCCAUAUAACACCACGGUAGACCUCUUUUCAUUCGGGGUAGUAUUAUUUGAAAUGGCUACCGGAGUAUACCCCUUUCAUGCUGGCGAUGAUUCUGACGAGGUUAUGCUGUCUAUCAGGCAAGAUGCUCCACGCUAUCCGAGCAAUCUCCAUCCAGAGAUUAGGGACAUCCUUGAAAGACUCUUAUGCAAAGACCCAGAGGAAAGGCAGAAACUCUGUAGUAACAUCAAAUGUCAUCCAUUCUUCAAGUCCAUAAACUGGAAGCAACUAGAGGCCGGCAGGAUAACUCCCCCAUUUACCAUGUAUCCUACCCCAGAGACAAUGGCUGAAGCUAUACCGUUGGAUGACCUGCUCUCACCUACAGAAUCUGCAAUAUCUUCAGAGGAUGAGCGCCUGUUCACAGGAUUCUCCUUUACCAGUGACAUGUGGACAACAAUGACCUGCGCAAGGCAAACUACCAGCUGGUGUAUCCUCCUCUAGGCAGUAGCACCACCAGCUGCCUCCUCCUCAAGGCACAAGCACCACCAGCUGCCUCCUCCUCCUGGCACAAGCACCACCAGCUGCCUCCUCAUCCCGGCAGCAGCACCACCAGCUGCCUCCUGCUCCCGGUAGAAGCACCAUCUGCUGCCUGCUCAUCCCGGCAGUAGCACCACCAGCUGCCUCCUGCUCCCGGUAGAAGCACCACCUGCUGCCUAAAUGCAUAUAGGCCAGGUUAGGGA